This is a messenger RNA of Rhopilema esculentum, 2402 nucleotides long. RefSeq lists its product as uncharacterized. NCBI's taxonomy places the organism in Eukaryota, Metazoa, Cnidaria, Scyphozoa, Rhizostomeae, Rhizostomatidae. The record is from RefSeq and is a predicted model, not a curated record.
AAUUCGUCGUCGAGGGGUACAGUGUCUCUAAAGCCCAAUCUCCAGCGAAUUUUCAAGGCUAUUCAGUGCAUACGUUUCAAAAGACAGGAUGCUACUAUGAAUCUCCUAGAGAUUAAAGGAUCGUCCUUUUGGAUCGUCUUUUGUACUUCAACCGACUGCCACACCCUAACAUAACAGAAUUUCGGGGAAGGCGCGUUAAAAAUAGGACCAUGUAGCACCAAGGCGAAAACCAAUUCUGUUGUCAAAGUGUGGUGGCACGUUCCGAGCGUUUACGCCUAAUGUCCUGAGGAUGGAUGAAAACUCUUUUGAACCCUACAAUAUGAUGAAGGUUUCAAAAAAGGGUGAAACUAAACACAAACUUUGUGCAUCGUUGCUACCAUCGUUGUUGUGUUGCGAUAUUUUCUAAAUCUAAUCAAUAUUUUUAACCUUAAAAUCCGCUCGCUAUACUUUUUAUGUUUGUCAUUUAAUUUCUAGGUCUCUAGAAGUAUAAAGCAUCAUAUGGAAGCUUGUAAUAUAAAGCUUGUGAAGCUAACGCAUGCUUCAUGAGCAAUCCAAUUCAAUGUUUUUAACUGAAUUGAACUGAAUUGGAAAUUCCAGCUUCUGUGAACUUAGACGUUGCUUUACAAUAUUCCCAGGUUCUAAUGCACUUUUUGUUAAACCAAUUACCCGACCCGUGUAACUUUCAAAAGAGCCAAAUCAUCGUUUAGGCUGCAAUGUAAUUGGGUCAUUGGCCUGUUACAUAAUUGGCGGGAUGAAUGCAUGUUAACGCGGAGUCAUUGGUGCCUGAUGGUUCAGAACAAAACUGGUGUCAACACGUAAAGGCUCCACUGCACUUUCUCAAAGUGUGUAGUUUAACAGUGAAUGUUCAUGGAAUACUUAUGAUUUCCAACUACACGACGCAUCGUACAUUGUGGAAGCUUACUAGCGGCUAUAAUUCGCUAAACUUUGUCUUUCUCGCGAUUUUACAGUAACUUCUAUGUCGCAAUCAAUUUAACUGUCAAGAAUUGCGAGUUUUUAACAGUGGACAAAUCAGAUGCACAGACGUUUUUAAGUAUGGGUCAGACAAUGGUAUCUUUUGGUGUAAAAGGAGAUGUCUUCGAAAUGACUGAAAAUGCCUAGUUUCGUAUGUAAUGCGAGUCGUCCCUUAGCUGAAAAUGAUCUGCAUCAAAGCUGGUAUUUCAUUUCUGGCUUUGCUUUCACUGAUGUCACCAGUAAAAGUGGCUGUGACUAAUGGUACACACACUAAAACCAACGACACCAUAACAGAAGGGAGCGGUUUUAAUACUGGAAACCUAACUUACCAUGAAAACUACCAAGGAAAUAACCGAUCGAGAAAGGAUUAUAUAGUUGCGAUUGAAGACGACGCUCCGAUGGAGCAACAUUACGACCCAGUCUUUAUGAUGCUGAAAAAGCUCGCAAAAAGAACACAGGGCAAGAUGGCUGUCCUAGAUUACUCUAAUGCUAACAAAAGAUUCUUCUCUCCAUUCCUGUCAAGAAUGCGAUACCGGAAUCCUCUUUUUAAUGAUGAUGAAACUAACUAUGAUGAUGAUGAGGAUAAUUCCGAAGACGAAGAAGAAGAUUAUAAUUUUAGACCAGGAGGAAAACAAAGUUUAAUCGGCCGUAAUGUGAUUAAUAACUUCUUAGGAUUGAAAAGGAUGCCCAUGGAGGAAGAGAGGCUGGGGCCAAGGGAUAACGUUAGAACGCUUGAAGACGAGGCAAUGGAUAAUAGGGGGGCUGCGUUUGCUCCGCCUGUCGUCUAUGAGAUGGAAGGAGAGAGACAAGAUGAUUAUGAUGAUGAUGAUAAUGAUGAAGAAGAUGACAACGCAUAUUCAAGAGGAUUAUUCGGCAAACCGCCAAUGUUUUUAUUUGGAAAUGGUGACUAACAACAAGAACGAGUAAAUCUCGAAAAGCUGUCAAAUUAUCCUUAAUAAGAAAUAUUUAAUUAAACGGUAGCAGUGAGUCUUGCUGUAAAAGACCUAAUUUGGGUUGAGCAAUAAUUCUUUCUGCAAAUUCGAAGGCAAACAUUAACAACCAAUAAUUGAACAUUUAGAUAUUUUUCUCUUUCAUAAAAGGAUUAUUAUUCUAGGGAUGUCAAUUCAAUAAAACUGCUCAGUUAUAACUUAUUCCAGGGCAUCGCCUUCAAGCGAAGAAACGCACAGUUUGAAAAUUCUAGAAAAAUUAUUGGCACCUUGUUUGAAACUACAUUUGAUGGAGAAAUCCCUUUGGUCAUAGUCAUGUUUAUAUUUACUCGUUUGAACAAAAAAUUAAGAGUUUUUUGAGAUUAUUAUUAUUAUUACUAUUAUUAUUAUUACUAUUAUUAUUAUUAUUUUAUUUUUUUCUCAGUUUUUCCUUUUACCUUACGAUUGUUAUAGUAUUUUCUUGUAAAACCAGGCUAGCCAAUU